AUGGUGAUUUGCCUGUUAAGGUUUAGUAUCCUUUACCUUAUCUAUGAUUCAACUUUAACUCAUUAUAUGUUAAAUGAUUCUAUAUCCCAAACGGGAGACGAUGUAACCCCUUGCUCAAAUGUGUUUAAAGUUGGCUUUACAACAUCGUUUGAUCAGAAGGAUGCUGACUUUGAUACGAGCAGCGAGCGUGACUUGAAGCGCAAUUUGGAUACCCUGUAUGACGUGGAUGAUGUAUCUUCGCAGUCUUCGUCGAAGUCGCGUAAAGAUGGUGGUGUGGAUGCAGUUCUUCUAAUUCCAAAGAAAGAAAACUUUGUUACUCAAUUCUACGGAGAGGAUUGGGCCGAUAGGAAGAUGCGUAUAUAUCACUCAAGUGGGAAAAUUUGGGUCGUAAUGUUGAAACGAUUAAAACGUAUGCCAGUCUUAACUGACGGCUGGGAAACAAUUGUUUCAGAUCUCAAACUUCAGAAGGAUUGUCUCCUGACAUUUCGUCCCAUGAACCAUUUUGGUCUCUAUCUUUCAUCUUUUGUUAAUGGCGUCUGUGAGCAAUCUUAUUUCACGAUUAAUCGUCAUCUAAGAUUGGGUUUUACGAUCAUUGAAGAUUCAUUUGUUCAACAAUGUUUUGGAGACGAUGUAAUGGCUGGCUCAUAUGAAGUUAAUUAUAAGGGUUCUCCGUGGACGGUGUCAACAAGUAAGGUUAAUUCAAACUAUGUAUUCUCACAAGGUUGGACUCAACUUUGCAACGAUCUUGGCGUUCAGGAAGAUGAUUUAUUGGUUUUUGAAAAACUUAAUGAUGUUAUGUUUGAUUUAACGGUGUAUCGAGACGAGGUUGAGAUAAGGUUGAGCAAGAAGGACAUAGAGGUAGAUGAUAACCAGCCCACAUCUGUUAAAAGUCCAUCAGGAACAGUCCCGACAAGUACACCAAAGAAUGUUCAUGUUAAAGAGACGUUGAAAGUAGGUGAUGGUUUAUAUUUCACGACAACACAAGAUCUCAAAGGAAAGGGAAAAGGUAAACUUUCUGUCGACCGAUCCGUCACAGUUGAGAAUUUCAACAAACAAUGCAAAGGCCGAAAACGUUAUACAACAUCUGAUCAAACUGUCAAGCAUCCAAAGAAGGUUUCAAGGAAUGCAAACAAAGUUUCCCGUAUCUGCAUUGAUCCAGAAUAUUUCGACUUUAGCCGUAAAGCUGAAUAUAGGCUGCGGCUUCCGGUUGAGGUUGUUAAUAGAGCCGGCCUGUCUGAAAGAUUGCAACCUAUAUCUGUCCAGAACUUGAAUGGUGAUCUUGAAGUUUAUGACACAAAGACAGAGUUAAACAGUGCAAUGCCUAAACGACCAAAAAUUGUCUCCGUAUACAAUGACAUUGAUAAAGAAAACACUCAGCAUGCUGUCCUCCCAAUUGUUACUCGAGACGAGGCAUCUCAUAGAAGAAAAUUAAGAAAAUUAUACUUGGAUAAUAAGAAAUCAAAUGUGGGAACUACAUCGUCAUCCCUCAAUAUUGAUUCCACUAAUAUUAAUUCCACUUUCACUCCGUGUGUUACAUCUGAUAACAUAGUCAACAGAAUUGGUUUUCACAAUUUUGAAUCCACUCCUGAGGUGACUAAUAAUGUUAAUCCAAGUCCUUCAAGUAUUGUAACAAGUAACAUUAUUUGUAGUACCAGCAAUCGUACAACGAGAAAAAACGAUAUUGGGAAUAAUAUUUCAACUGGCAUCACAUCAACCACCUGCACAUCAUCAUUGAACCGUAAUUUGCAAAGGCUAUCAUCUGGGAAACGUAAGUUGGUAUCCAAAGCACGUAUUUCGUCUCCUAUACCAAUGAUCGACUUGACCACAGAUGAAACCGUAGAACGAGAUCCUUAUAAAGGUGUUUCUACAGAUUAUUUGGAUCACGGUGAUCAAGUUAUUACUUGUGAAGUUUGUUAUGCAAAGUUAUGGGACGCAGAGAAAGGAAGCGGAAGAAAAGAGGGUGGCAAAAUUAUGUCAUAUGUUAUGUUGUGCAAGCACUUUUUGAAGAACAUUCGACGUUACAAUUCUAUGUUCGCGUUUACCUCAAUGGGUGGUAAGGUUGACCAAACCGUGAAUACUGGUAAUGCUCCUUUUUGCUAUAGAAUUAGUGGUGAAAAUUACCAUUCUAUUGGUAGUCUUGUGCCACCAAACGGAGGGAAGCCUAAAUUUUGUCAGUUAUACAUAUACGAUACUGAAAAUGAGUUGGCAAACAGGUCUUCAGACAAUGUUUCCUCAUCAUCCACUUCAGAUGAAACUGAUAAUAAGCUGAUACAACAAAUCAAAGCAAUGUUUGAUGCCGAAAAUGUGCUUGUGAAAAUUUAUAGGAUGGUUAGAGAUUGCUUCCAACAAAAUCCAAAUACCACUUUAAAGCUUCGCCUAAUUGGCAAAAGAGAACAAGAUGGUCGGACUUAUAACUUACCUACUUCCUCAGAGGUUGCUGCUCUUAUUGUUGGAGAUAUCGAUAACGCACUUGAGAAAAGAGAUAUCGUUGUCGAGACACAAACAGGUUCAUUAAAAAGAAUAAGUGAAUUGCAUCCUUCCUAUCUUGCACUUCAGUAUCCUAUUUUGUUCCCAUAUGGAGACGACGGUUACAGAAUUGACAUACCACAUAGGGGUGUCAUUGAUGUUACUAACAAGAAACGUCCGAAUUGUACAAUGAGAGAGUUUUUUGCGUAUCGUGUACAAGAUCGUAGUAACCAGUUUUCAUUGAUUCUAAAUUCCCGACGGUUAUUCCAACAGUUUUUGGUUGAUGCUUAUACGAUGAUUGAGAGCGAGCGACUUAACUUUAUAAGAUUUCAGCAACAAGAUCUCAGGUCUGAUACAUAUGAGAAUAUCCGGAAACUAAGAUAUAACGGCAUACAAGAUUUGUCUAAGGUUGGAAAACGUAUUUUCCUUCCAUCUUCCUUUACAGGCGGGUCACGAUAUAUGAUGCAAAACUAUCUUGACGCAAUGGCAAUUUGUAAAUGGUAUGGUUAUCCAGACUUUUUUAUAACCAUUACCUGCAAUACCAAAUGGCCGGAGGUUCAAAGUUUUCUUAAGGACACAAAUCUUAAUCCGGAGGAUAGGCCUGAUAUUUUAUCUCGAAUUUUUAAAAUAAAGCUGGAUUCAAUUUGUAAAGAUUUGAAAGACCGUGAUUUGUUUGGAAAAGCUUCUGCUGUUGUUUACACUAUUGAGUUUCAGAAGCGAGGAUUGCCUCAUGCGCAUAUGUGCUUAUUCAUGGAGAAUGAUUACAAACUUCCAACUGUAGACUAUGUUGAUCAGUUUAUUUCUGCAAAAAUCCCUGAUUUAAACCAAGACCCGGAACUAUAUACGCUUGUGAAAGACCAUAUGAUUCACGGUCCAUGUGGUAAUGCUAGAAUGAGCUCUCCAUGUAUGGUUGAUAGAAAAUGUUCAAAAGGUUUUCCCAAGAAAUUUCAAGAUCACUCAACCUUGGAUUCUAACGGAUUUCCCUUAUACAGAAGAAGAGAUGACGGUUCCUUCGUUUUAAAAAAUAAAAUUCAGUUAGACAACAGAAGUGUUGUACCUUAUAACAAAAAGCUUUUGAAAAGAUAUCAGGCGCAUAUAAACGUUGAAUGGUGCAACCAAGCGGCGUCAAUAAAGUAUUUGUUCAAGUAUAUUAAUAAAGGUCCUGAUAGAGCAACAGUUGCUGUGGUUCCGAGCAAUAAUGAAAACGAGCAAGCAGAAAAUGAUGAAAUUAAAGAGUAUUAUGACUGUAGGUAUAUAUCUGCGUGUGAAGCCUCUUGGAGGAUUUUUUCUAAUGAAGUUAAUUAUAGGAGUCCUUCUGUUAUGCGUCUUCCUUUCCAUCUUCCUGGACAACAAACACUUGACAAGCGUAUAUGGGUUCCGAGAAUAAAAGGAAAAACAAUUGGAAGAAUUCAUUCCGUUUCUCCUUCUACCGGUGAAGCGUACUAUUUAAGAAUUCUUCUUAACAAAGUUAAAGGACCAACAUCGUUUGAUGAUAUUAAAACAGUUAAUGGUCGAGUGUACGAUACUUUUAGAGAUGUUUGCUAUGCGCUUGGUUUGUUGGAUGAUGACUCGGAGUACAUUGAGGCCAUCAAAGAAGCAAAUAUAUCAGGUAGUGCAGGUUAUAUUCGCAAUUUAUUCGCCACCAUGUUACUGUCAAGCACAUUAUCUAGACCUGAAGUUGUCUGGGAAAGCACAUGGAAGUAUAUGACAGAUGAUUUUCUGUACAGAUUCUCAAAGUAUCAUCGUGUUUCAGGUUUAUCAAUUCCUGAUGAGCAACUAAAGAACUAUGUUUUAUGCGAAAUCGAGAAGUUUUUAACUCGGAAUAAUUCAUCGCUUCGGAGAUUUUUAUCAAUGCCUUACCCGGAUACUUCAUCUUUAGAUAACUUUCGCUGCCGAUUGAUUAACGAAGAGCUUGCUUAUGACAGAUCAGAGUUACAAAAUGUUUAUCAAGGUCAGGUGAAUUUGUUAACGGAUGAACAACGUGCAGUAUAUGAAGAAAUUAUGAACGCAGUUCAUGGAGACAAUGGAGGAGUAUUUUUUGUUUACGGUUAUGGCGGGACCGGUAAAACAUUUUUAUGGAAAACAUUGUCUGCUGCAAUUAGGUCAAAAGGUGAGAUUGUAUUAAACGUUGCAUCUAGCGGAAUUGCAUCAUUGCUGUUGGAGGGAGGAAGAACGGCUCAUUCUAGGUUUCAUAUACCUUUGAAUCUUAAUGAGGAUUCCGUUUGUCAUAUAAAACCAGACGAUGAUGUAGCUAAAUUACUACAGCAGACCAAACUCAUUAUAUGGGAUGAAGCUCCUAUGGUUCAUAAACAUGCAUUUGAGGCUUUGGAUAGAACUAUGCAUGACAUUUUCAAUAUAUCUAAUCCAUCCAGGUCUGAUGUUUUAUUUGGAGGAAAGGUAAUUGUAUUUGGUGGUGAUUUUAGGCAAAUACUACCUGUUGUUCCAAACGGUGGACGUCAAGAAAUUGUGAAUGCCUCAUUAUGUUCUUCUUAUUUGUGGAGUAAGUGUAAGUUGUUGACGUUAUCUAGAAACAUGAGGUUAACUGUUGGAAGACCAUCAUCUGAAGUUGAAGAGAUCAGUAAUUUUGCAAAAUGGUUGUUGGACGUUGGUGAGGGAAAUAUUGGUGGUUCCAAUGAUGGAGAAGCAAUAAUUGAAAUACCACCUGAGCUUUUAAUUGAUAGCAUAUCUGAUCCAAUUUCUAGCCUGAUUGAUUUUGUUUAUCCGUCAAUUUUGGAGAAUUACAAUGAUCGUAAUUACUUUAGUACAAAAGCUAUACUUGCGCCUAAGAAUGAGGUUAUUCACGAGAUUAACGACAGAUUGUUGGCAGUAUUCCCUGGUGAAGAAAAAGAGUAUCUUAGUUCUGACAGUCUAUGCCCUACUGAAGAUGGCAAUGUUGAUCAGCAAAAAAUAUACUCCCCCGACGUGCUCAAUGGUCUCAAAGUGUCUGGCUUACCAAAUCAUAGGUUAGUGCUUAAAGUUGGUGUUCCAGUAAUGUUGUUGCGAAAUAUUGACCAACGAAAUGGUUUGUGUAACGGUACAAGGUUAAAGGUCACAAAACUUUACAGUCGUGUUAUUGAAGCUGAGAUAAUUUCUGGUGGUAAUAUUGGUUCUCGGACAUUCAUACCUAGAAUGAAUUUGGUACCUUCGGACCGAAAGAUUCCUUUUGCAUUUCAAAGGAGGCAAUUUCCAAUAACUGUAUGUUUUGCAAUGACGAUUAACAAAAGCCAGGGACAAUCGCUAUCUAAGGUUGGGUUGUACCUAAGACAACCAGUUUUCACACAUGGUCAAUUGUACGUAGCUUUAUCCAGGGUUACAAGACGAGAUGGAAUCAAGUUACUAAUACUUGACAAUGAUGGCAGGCCUACAAAUAAAACAACCAAUGUUGUAUAUAAAGAGAUAUUCAAUGGAUUGUGA
Helianthus annuus (common sunflower) is the source of this 5880-nucleotide messenger RNA. RefSeq lists its product as uncharacterized. Gene Ontology annotation, biological process: telomere maintenance; DNA repair. Lineage: Eukaryota; Viridiplantae; Streptophyta; Magnoliopsida; Asterales; Asteraceae. Gene Ontology annotation, molecular function: DNA helicase activity; DNA binding. The transcript has 17 exons. The record is from RefSeq and is a predicted model, not a curated record. The coding region runs from base 1 to 5880 and encodes 1959 amino acids.